AUGACGACGACAAAGGACCCAGAAUCUGUUUACCAGAUAACCGUCGAGGAUGCAAGUGGAAAGAGCUUAGAACUCAGUCAAUACAAAGACAAAGUCCUUUUAAUUGUCAAUGUUGCUUCCAAAUGUGGGCUCACAAAUUCAAACUACACUGAAUUGAAUGAGCUUUACAACAAGUACAAAGACAAAGGUCUAGAGAUUCUUGCAUUUCCCUGUAACCAAUUUGCCGAAGAAGAACCGGGAACUGCUGAAGAAAUCACCGACUUUGUCUGUACUCGUUUCAAAUCCGAAUUCCCCAUUUUCAACAAGAUUGAAGUAAACGGAGAGAAUGCUUCUCCUCUGUAUAAGUUCUUGAAGAAAGGCCAAUGGGGGUUCUUUGGGGACGACAUUCAAUGGAACUUUGCUAAGUUUCUUGUUGACAAGACUGGUCAAGCUUCUCAACGUUACUAUCCAACCACUGAUCCUCUUGCUCUUGAGCAUGACAUCAAGAAGCUUCUCAACAUCUCCUGA
Messenger RNA from Microthlaspi erraticum, 507 nucleotides. NCBI's taxonomy places the organism in Eukaryota, Viridiplantae, Streptophyta, Magnoliopsida, Brassicales, Brassicaceae. The record is from the annotation of a GenBank genome assembly.